This is a messenger RNA of Gekko japonicus, 4702 nucleotides long. RefSeq names its product OTU deubiquitinase 4 (gene OTUD4). Gene Ontology annotation, molecular function: K63-linked deubiquitinase activity; cysteine-type deubiquitinase activity. The coding region runs from base 310 to 3636 and encodes 1108 amino acids. The record is from RefSeq and is a predicted model, not a curated record. The transcript has 21 exons. Gene Ontology annotation, biological process: regulation of protein K48-linked deubiquitination; negative regulation of toll-like receptor signaling pathway; protein deubiquitination. Lineage: Eukaryota; Metazoa; Chordata; Lepidosauria; Squamata; Gekkonidae.
UCGAGACACCGCAUUCGGAGGGAAAAAGCGCUGAGGCUUCUCGGCUUGGAAGCGAGAGCUCGGGCCAGGCCAAGCGGCGGCACGCGCCACCGGCUCCUGCAGUAAAAGUGGAGCCUCUUUGCAGGAAUCCCACAUGCGACCUGCAAGCGCGAGUCCGGUUCCUGCUGCGCGCUAGGUGGCUGCAUCCUCGCCUCGCUCUUGGUUGCCCUUCCUAGCAGUUUCCUUCACCCCCCCCCUCUUUCUUUUUAAUACCAUGUGGGGCUAAUGGAAGUGAUGCGAUUUCUCUGCAACCUUAAGCAAUAAAUAAACAUGGAGGCUGCUGCUAAGCCAGGAGGCGAGGAAGAGCAGAACUACCCGGGAAACGGCGAGGAGUCUCCCGCCGACUUGGCUAUGGACAGCUACUUGCGAUCUCAGGGACUAUACCGCAAGAGGAUUGCGAAGGACGGAUCCUGCCUCUUCCGAGCCGUGGCGGAGCAGGUUUUCCACUCUCAGGCUCAGCAUAUUGCCAUUAGGAUGUCCUGCAUAAACUACCUGCGGAAAAACAGAGAGAAGUUUGAAGCGUUUAUAGAGGGACCGUUUGAAGAAUAUUUGAAAAGCCUAGAAAACCCACAGGAAUGGGUUGGACAAGUGGAAAUAAGUGCCCUUUCUCUUAUGUACAAGAAAGAUUUUAUAAUAUAUCAAGAACCAGAUUCUGUUCCUUCACACGUAACUGAAAAUGGCUUUCCAGAUAAGGUUUUGCUGUGCUUUUCACAUGGAAGCCACUAUGAUAUUGUCUAUCCUAUAGAAUAUACUGUCAAUGCUGCAUUUUGCCAGUCUAUGCUGUAUGAAUUGCUGUAUGAGAAAGUGUUUGGUAUUGAUGUGGGUAAAACAUUAGAAGAGCUCAUCCCUCCUGCUGUGACCAAGGAUGGCAGUGGGAGCUGUGAAGAGUCUGAUUCAGAGGAUGAAAACAUAGAAAGUGAAAUGGCAGCAAUCCCUGAUGUGAAUGGAUUGAAGUCUCUGGGUCCCAAAAAUGAAAGAUGCGCUUCCAUCACCUUGUCUGCAAAAGUUCUUCAGUUGCUCAAUCCAGCAGUUUACCACAACAUUGAAUAUGCCAACUGGCAACGAUCAAAACGAGAUCAGCAAAAGCGAGAUUUUUCUAUUGCUGCUGGCAUGCAGUAUUCAGUUGGAGAUAAAUGUAAAGUGCGUUUAGACCACAGUGGAAAGUUCUAUAAUGCUCAUAUUCAAGAAGUCCAGUCUGCAAACGGACCAGUGGUUGUCUUUGUGGAAGAGCUUGGUGCCAAGCAUUCUGUUCUGCUAAAGAACCUUAAGCCACUCCCACAACCUUCUCCUGUGGAAACCUGGAGCACUGUGUCAGGGAAGAAGAUGAAAAGGCCCACUUCAGUGCAUGGGCAAAUCGUUCAGACGGAUUCAGAUCACCGAGGGUCAAAGAAUCCAAGCAAGCCGAUAAAAGCUCCCUCGGCACGGCCUCCUCGACUGCAAGGAGUCAGGGAGCAUCACACAUCUUGCCCUGGGCUGUAUUCUCAGAAAACCUCUCCUGAGCAUAAAUCUCUAAGCAGAAAUCCAUCACAGGUUGCAAGAAAGGUGGACCAUGAAAGAAUGAAUGAUUUUGACUACGCCAAUUUUGGCCUUUCUCCAGAGGAAUGCAAAGACAAGCAGUCUGUAGAAGAAAUGUGUUCCCCUUAUGAGCUUCAGCUGCAGGAUGAAGAAGCCUUUCCUGCUCUUUCUAAUUCAUCAGUGUCUCAGGUAUCCACUCAGACCACUGGUAACUGUGGACGGAGGAAACCUUUGGUUCCUAAGGCGAGAACAGCCAACCAUCUGAAAGAAGAAGAGGAGAGAAGAGACGAAGUGGGAGCAAAAGAAGAAAAAGACUCAAAUCCGAUGCAAAGACCUCUAGAUAUGAAGCUUGAGACAGAAAUGCCUGAAAACAACAGGGAAGAUGCCUCUGAUCCAGCAGUAUCACCGCCUUCAAGUCAGGGAGAUGCACAAUCCCCAUCAGUUGAACAAACGUUGCCAGAACUCUCAUCAGGUGUCAGCCACACUCCAUCUCCGGUUUUUCCUGAGAUGCAUUUGCCUCCUGCAGUGCCUUCUGUACCAGCCAUUGUGCCAGCUUGGCCAAGUGUGCCACCAACCUAUGGGCCAACAGGUGUUCCACCCCAAAUAUCUGGGCCAUCAGUAAUGCCAUCUUCAGCCACUGGUCUAGAUUCCCCUCUCACCCAGACGACAUCUAGUCCAGUUGCCAGCAUUCCAGUACCGCUCCAAGCUGUUAGCCAGUCUCUAAUGCCAAUGUCUCAAACACUGAAUCCAUACCAGGAUCCACUGUACCCCGGAUUCCCCCUUAAUGAAAAGGGGGAGCGAGUCAUGACCCCUCCUUAUUCCUUUUGCAGCAGAGGGGAGGAUCUUCCAAAUGAUAAAAAUGUUCUCAGAUUUUUCUUCAAUCUUGGUGUGAAGGCAUACAGCUGUCCCAUGUGGGCCCCACACUCCUAUUUGUAUCCUCUGCAUCAGGCUUGCUUGACAGCUUGUAGAAUGUACCCAAAGUUGCCCGUUCCAGUGUAUUCUCACAAUCCUUGGCUGCCAGAAGUACCUUUGACUCAGAAUGGAAAUGGAGCUUUACAAGCGGAAGGCCACUUUCCUAUGCAGAAUGAAGUCACAGUGAAUGGCCAGAGCCCACAUGCCGAAAUCAUGCCUCCAUCUUUGCCCCUCUUCAUACCUACUACUCAAGUGCCUGAAAACCAAGGACUGGUCUGUAUAGAGUCUGAGAAUCCAACACAAACACUUCACACUGAAUAUGACGAGUCGUUGGGACAGAAAAGCGUAUUCCCACAACCUCCAUUUGGGCAGAGUCCAUUCAUGGGACCUGUUUCAGUUGCACCUAUUUUCCCUCACCUUUGGUAUGGGUAUCCCAUUCAGGGCUAUGUUGAAAAUUCUGUGGCAAGACCAGUUGCUAUGCCUCCUGAGGACACGCGAACUGCUGUGUACUUGCCUAAGGAGUGCAGUUCUCCUUCUCCAGCUCCAGCAUGUGUUGAGUCGCUUCAGAAGUCCAAGGAUGAUAGCAGCAUCCAGCACCUUCCCUUCCCUGUGACUACUGCAGAGGGUGAAUGUGGUGGUCUCAGUGUAAACUCAACCGGGGUGCCUAAGGAGAAGCAGACUUGUACUGCUGCCCUGUCUGCUACAAAAACAAAGUCGGUACUGCAGAAUCUUUCCACAGAGAUGGAGAAUAGCAAGAGACAAGCAACGUCGGCACCAGUGAUGCCACUAACAAACGCUAAUGAAAAGACAGACAAAGCUGGUGCAACUAGCAACCUAACAACCAGCCCGGGGGAAAGUAAGGUACAAAGGCCAAGGGAAGAGAGUUCUGAAGACGAAUGUGAAGUUUCUGAUCUGCUGAGAAGUGGCCGGUCAAAGCAAUUUUAUAAUCAAACGUACGGAGGAGGUAGAAGACCCAGAAGUGAAUGGAGCUACCCUCCUGGGAGGGGGGGAUACUAUUACCCAAGAAAUGAAGAAGGAUGGAAGGGGCCAUCUACCAGAAGCAGAGGUGAAGGCUAUCGCUGUCACCGCAGUUCUAGAGGGAGGCCAUAUCGUAAUGAGAGGAGAAGAGCAAACAUGGGAGAUGGUCAUCGGGGGCAGCAGUUCCUUUAAGAGUGACUUGGGAUUCUUCCAACAUGAAUACUGAGCUAAAAUAUGCCCUAAUACUCACAUGCUUUCUGCUUGCUUUAAAGACCAGAAUACCCUAUUAAUUUCAGAGUGAAGUGAGGCUGAAGGGGAAACAACCUUUUAGUGUUACUUUUUGUUUUAAACUGUUUGGUUUUGUUUAAAUUCUUCACAGUUGUGGUUAAGAGAACCUGUGUUACAUUUGGACUUUUUCCUCCCCCAAAGAUUUGAGUUUGUGAUGGAGUAAAGUAGUUUGUAAUGAAACUUUCCUGCAAUUGAGUAUUUUGACACAAUAUAAUGAACGUUGCACCAAAUAGAAUGUAUAUCCUAGCAUACUGUAUCUUGGGGCUAUGUUAUGCUACAAGAAUUCUCAGCCUGGACUGUUGUCUUUGUGCUUCCAAUCCAAAGGCCUUUCAUCUCGAAACUUGUGAAACUUGAAUGUGUGGGGUGGUGUUUUUUGCUUCAAUGAAUUACCCUGUACAGUGGUCAACCAUUCUUGUGUCUUAGAUGUUUUAUUCAUAGGGAUACUAUUUUUUAAUUUUAUAAAGUGUUUCUUGAACUAGUAAAAGCAAUCAAGAAUACCUGUGUGGAGAACUGGCAAGAAAUUCAGUUUAGUGGUGAAUUCUUCCAGGCAGUCUUAACACUGGUAUGACCCUAAUGGUGCCUAUGCCAAUUAUGUAUUAUAAAACAAGGGUAGAUGCUGUGCAUUUCCAAAAUAGUUUUGCCUCUGUUACAAUACAGUUAAAGACACUUUUGCACUGACAAAUCCCUAAACAGUUGCUACAGGAAAGAUUCAUGAAACAACUCCAGUUGCUUUUUUUCUAAAGCAGGGCUUAUGUGAUGAGUUAGUAUUUAGUCUCUUUCCUUUAUGCACUGUAAAGGCUAGUUGUACUUUAUAAAAUUCCUUGCUAUUUUUUUUAAAACAGUGGCAAUCUUGUAGAAUUGGAGGCCUCUUUCCUAUCUUACAAUGUCAAUCAAUCUGACUGCUGCCUUCUGUAAGUCUGAGUUGUGUAUAUUUGUAUAUAUUGGUGUAAAAGGUGAAGGUUACUUUUUA